Molecule: messenger RNA, 1112 nt
Organism: Leptosomus discolor (cuckoo roller)
Lineage: Eukaryota; Metazoa; Chordata; Aves; Leptosomiformes; Leptosomidae
Source: RefSeq, a predicted model, not a curated record
GUUGUCUUUGUCAGCUGGUGUAAAAGCUUCUGGGACUGUGGACUUGUGGCACUAGAUGAUGUGUCAUUGAGCCUGGGAAGCUGCCAUGAUCCAUUGCUGCCCAAUCCUGGAGAGUGUACUUUUGAAAAAGAUGAGUGUGUGUUUACCCAGAAGAAGAGAGGUCGUGGGAGUUGGCACAGGAAGAGGGGUCCAACUCCCACUUCUUACACUGGACCAAAAGGAGACCACACUACUGGGGUAGGAUACUACAUGUAUAUAGAGGCAUCCAACAUGGUCUAUGGACAGAGAGCAUACCUAGUUUCAAGAUCACUAAGAGGAACCUCUGGAAAACAGUGCUUGACAUUUUUCUAUCACAUGUAUGGAGCUGGGACUGGAUUAUUAAGUGUUUAUCUAAAAAAGGAAGGUGAUGAUGAAGAGAUUCCGUUGUGGAGGAGGACAGGAGAACAAAGCAUCUCAUGGCUAAGGGGACUGAUAGAAUAUGAGAGUGAUAGAAACUACCAGAUUAUUUUUGAGGCGAUCCGCGGUGUGUCAAUGAGAAGUGACACUGCUAUUGAUGAUAUUCUGUUCCAGGCAGGACCCUGUCUAGAAGUGGAAGAAAUUCAAUUCUCAUCAGGCUAUCCUGACAGCUUAAACGAAAUUGAGUAUUAAAUACAGUCUGCUGAAAGGAAUGAAGUGCGUAGAAGAUUUGUAAGAAACUGCACAAACUGCCUAUUUUAAAAUAUGUUUUAAGUAAAUACAGGACUGGUUUGAAUAUGCACCGACAUAUAGGAAAAACUCAGCGCACUCAUGUUCCUUGCCUUUGCAAUGAAAUUAUUGACUCAGGGCUUCUUGACUGUUUUUUUAAAAUAUUUUUUCUCUUUUGCAUGAGGUAUCAGUUAUUGUAUAAAGUCCUCCCAUGUUGCACAGAUCAUUCAUUUUAAUGCUUUAUAUUUUUUUUAAUCUUUCUGGUAUAUAGGUAAAAAGAGGAAAGUAAAGGUGCACAAUUAAAAUCCAAUAUUGUGUUAUCUUAAAUCUGCAUUCAGUGAAUGUUUUGUGUUGGGUACAGAAUGGAUUUUUGUUAAGGAAUUAUGUAUACUUUUAAAUAAUAAAGAAAAUAGUAUUAGCUACUAGUA